Molecule: messenger RNA, 1818 nt
Organism: Monoraphidium neglectum
Lineage: Eukaryota; Viridiplantae; Chlorophyta; Chlorophyceae; Sphaeropleales; Selenastraceae
Product: DAZ-associated protein 1
Exons: 6
Coding region: 1-1818 (605 amino acids)
Molecular function (GO): RNA binding
Source: RefSeq, a predicted model, not a curated record
AUGACCCUGCUCAGCAGCAGCCCCGACAGCGAGCGCGGCCCGCUCCGCCUCGCAGUGUCCGGCGGCCACACCAGCCCCAACCUCUGCGGCAGCGGCGGCGCCACGAGCCCCGUGCCGAUCAGCCCAGCGGACCUGCUCUCGGCAGCCGCCGCCGCGGCGCAGCAGCAGCACCAGCGGCAGCUAGCAGCGGCGGCUGCCGCGUUCUGCGGCGCGCCUGACACCGACGGCUGCUGCCCCACCAUGCCUGUGCAUGCGCUCAGUUCCGCCGGCUCCUGCGGAACCGUCGCCAGCGGGGGCGCGCUGGGCGCAGAUGACAGCGCGCGCAAGCUCGCCAUCCUCGGUUUGCCCUGGGAGACGACCGAGGACACCCUGCGCCUCCACUUCAGCCAGUACGGCGUCGUCGACGCCGCAGAGGUCAUGAAGGACCGCUUCAGCGGCAAGAGCCGCGGCUUCGGCUUUGUCACGUUCGUCGACCCCCUGUCCGCGCGCCACGCGCUCAGCUGCGAGCAUGUCAUCGACGGCCGCCGCUGCGAGGCCAAGGUCGCGCUGCCCAAGGCUCUGCUGCUGCAGGGCGACGGCGCCGGCGGCGCCGGCGCCGGCGUGGGGGCCGGCGCGGGCGGCGUGCGGACGACGCGCAUCUUUGUGGCGCGCAUCCCUGCAGCCGUCAGCGAGAGCCAGUUCCGCGGCUACUUUGAGAAGUUUGGGCGCCUGCAGGACGCCUACAUGCCCAAGGACCACUCCAAGCAGGCAUACCGCGGCAUCGGGUUCGUCACCUUCGCAUGCCCAGAGAGCGUGGAGCGCGUACUCUCAUGCAAACACUGGAUGAAUGGCCACGAGAUAGCCAUCGACCGCGCCACCCCCAAGGACGACGGCAGGGCCCCCGCGCCCGCCUCCGAUGCCAUCCUCCGCCCCGCCGCCGCGGCCGCCGGCCCGCGCCGCUCCUUCGACAACGGCGCUGGCAUCGUCGGCCCCGGCCUCACGCCCGUCAUGAACUACAGCAGCCUGCUCGGCGCCGCCGCCGCCGCCGCCGCCUCGGCGCCCUUCAGCGGCGCCGGCGCCGCCUCCGACCCCUUUGGCGCCGCCAUCGCCGCCGCGGCCGCCGCGUCGUGCUACCAGCUGCCCGGCCACGACUCUGCCGAGGUCGCGGCGGCGGCGGCGCUGCCGGACCUCGCGCGGCGCUUCGAGGAGCUCGGCUGCCCCGGCGCGGGCGGGCUCGGCAGCCCGCAGGCGCACCACCACCCGCUGGCGGCGCUGCACGCGGACCCGCUGCCGAAGCGCGCGUCGGCGCCCGGCGACGCGGGGCUCGGCGCGGGGUCCUUUGGGGCCGGCGGGCUGGGGGGCCUGCUGGGCGGGUUUGGCGGGCUGUCCACAAGCGCGGCGCUGCAGAACCUGGCAAAGGCGCAGGCGGCGCUGGGGCCGUACGGCAUCGGCAUGGGCAUGACGAUGGGCAUGGGGCUGCCUGGCCUUGGCAUGGGGCUCGGGCUGGACAUGCCCCUGUUUGGCGGCUCGCCCUACACAGACGGCCUCUACAAGCCCCCCAUGACGCAGCCCGGCCUGGGCGCCCCCCGCAAGUCCCUCGACGGCCAGCAGCACGCCGCCGCCCUUGCCGCCGCCGCUGCUGUCGCGCCGCGCGGCGGAUGCGGCGCCGGCACGGGCGCGGGGAACGGCGCCGGCGCGGGCGCAGCAGCGCAGCGCCACCAGGGGGACAACCCGGUGAUCAGCCACGCGCGCGCGGGGCCCAGGAUAUUUGUGGGCAAGCUGACUAAGGACACGACUGAGGCUGACGUCAAGGAGUACUUCAGCAGCGCCGACCAGUGA